AUGGCAGAGAUGAGUCGGUCGACGGGUGGAGACGUGGGUUUACGGGACGCCGAAGAGCCCCAGGUUUCAGCAGCAGCAGCAGCAGCAUCGUCACCACAACAACAAUUACAGACACUUUCCGAUGCGGUUGAGCUGGACGAACUGUCGCCAGAUAGGCCGUCGUCCAAGGCGCUGGGCAAAGCACCGGCCAUCUCUGCCACGAUGCCCGCGCAGGACUCGUUGACGAUCGACCUGGCGGACCCGGACCUAGAAGCGGCCGUCGACGGGGACCCGGUUGUGAAUAUCUUGUUGCUGCAGACGUCGUCUAGUUCCCGACAUCCCUUCCGCAUCGACGAAAAGUACCUGGCCAAACGCAAUGUCAACAUCACUGGCAAGACGGACGAUGGCAAGGCGGAUCCGUUCAGCAUCACGGUCUAUACACUGAAGGAGCUGAUAUUGCGAGAUUGGCGGAAGGAAUGGGAUACACCGCCGAGGGAACCUGUCAGCAUACGAUUGAUAUAUUUUGGAAAGAUGCUGGAGGAUCGACAGACACUGACUAAUUACAACUUUAGCAAAACCUCCAAGAAUGUAGUGCACAUGACGGUCAAACCGCAAGAGAUUGUCGACGAAGAAGAGGCUACUAAGAGGGUUAAGGAUUCUAGCCACCACUCUGGUAGGGGCGGAUGUUGCAUCAUCUUAUGA
Molecule: messenger RNA, 681 nt
Organism: Pseudomassariella vexata
Lineage: Eukaryota; Fungi; Ascomycota; Sordariomycetes; Amphisphaeriales; Pseudomassariaceae
Product: ubiquitin-related domain-containing protein
Exons: 3
Coding region: 1-681 (226 amino acids)
Molecular function (GO): protein binding
Source: RefSeq, a predicted model, not a curated record